AUGUCCAACCCUGUGAAAGUGAACCCUGACUUACAAAAAGAAAGAGAGAAGUGCACAUUUAAUGUAAUUGAACUGACCAAUGUUAUAGAUGGAGGUCCUCAGAAAACUGAGGAAAGAAAAAAACGAGAGGAAAUGGUGUUCAAGGAGGGUAUUCACAUUGACGAGGUGCCGUCCGACUACCUUAGCCAUAAGGAGAAGUAUGAGCUGGCGAUUAAGAAGGCCUGUUUGUUAUUCAAGAUGAUGCGAAGGCUGCAAGAAGAAGAGAAUGCCGGAAUGGAGAACUAUAUGGCGCUCUUAGGUGGCACACUAGGCUCAGCAAUUCUGGGCGACGGCUCUCCUCUCACGUUGCACUAUGUGAUGUUCAUACCGACGCUAAUGGGCCAGGGCACAGUCGAGCAACAGGCUUACUGGAUCGGCAGGGCAUUCAAUCUCAACAUCAUUGGCACAUACGCACAGACUGAGCUCGGUCACGGCACGUUUAUCCGCGGUUUGGAGACGACUGCUACGUACGACGCCUCCACUAAAGAGUUCGUGCUGCACAGCCCAACUCUCACCGCAUACAAAUGGUGGCCCGGCGGCUUGGCUCACACGGCAAACUACUGCGUGGUCAUGGCCCAGCUCUACACACAAGGGAAGUGCCAUGGCAUACACCCAUUCAUCGUACAGUUACGAGACGAGGAGACGCAUAUGCCGUUACCCGGCAUCAAGGUUGGCGAGAUUGGAGCAAAGUUGGGCAUGAACGGCACGAAUAACGGCUUCCUCGGCUUCGACCACGUGAGGAUACCAAGGGAGCAUAUGCUAAUGAAGAACUCUAAGGUUUUAGAGGACGGAACAUAUGUGAACGUAACUAGUUCGAAGCUGACAUACGGCACCAUGAUGUUCGUGCGCGUGAUGUUGGUGCACGACGUGUGCAACUACAUGGCCAAGGCGGUCACCAUCGCCACGAGGUACUCCGCGGUAAGAAGACAAUCACAACUGAGGCCCGACGAGCCAGAGCCUCAAAUCCUGGACUACGUAACUCAGCAACACAAACUGCUGAUCGGUACGGCAUCUGUGCACGCGUUUCGGCUGUGCGCCGGCUGGUUGUGGGACAUGUACAACAACGUCACCGCCGAGCUGGAGAGCGGAGACCUUGAAAGACUGCCAGAGCUGCACGCGCUGUCGUGCUGCCUGAAGGCGAUCGCGACGAGCGACGCGGCGGCGUGCGUGGAGCGCUGCCGGCUGGCGUGCGGCGGCCACGGCUACAUGCUGGCCUCCAACCUGCCGCUCAUGUACGGGCUCGUCACCGCCGCCUGCACCUACGAGGGCGAGAACACCGUCAUGCUGCUGCAGACCGCCAGGUACCUGGUGAAGGCGUGGCACCAGUCAGGUGCUGCACUGCCCCCCACCGUGGCGUACCUGGCGCGGGCACGCGACACUCGCCUCACGCAUUCUCAGCCGUGGCGCAACGAGCUCGAUGCCAUAGUCGACGGAUUCCAACGCAUCGCUGCCGGGAAAAUUGCACUAUGCGUGGCUCAAAUCGAAAAACGACAGAAGAGUGGUAUGCCAUACGAGGAUGCCUGGAAUAUGACCUCCGUGCAGCUAACAUCAGCGUCUGAGGCACAUUGCCGCGCUUUUAUUCUGUCCAGUUUCCAAAAAGAAACUGAGAAAUUGGUGAAAACGGUGUCUGCUCCACUGCGCAUAGUUCUUCUGCAGCUCGUAGAAUUGUACGCGGUGUAUUGGGCACUGCAAUGUGUUGGAGAUUUACUAAGGUUCUCAUCAAUAUCGGAACGCGACAUCGAAGGUCUUCAAAACUGGUAUGAAGAUUUAUUGUUCAAGCUCCGACCGAACGCAGUGGGAUUGGUAGACGCCUUCGACAUUCGAGAUGAGAUUUUACGUUCAGCUCUCGGCGCAUACGACGGUCGUGCAUACGAGAGGCUCAUGGAAGAAGCUAUGAAGAGUCCACUCAACGCGGAACCCGUCAACCAAAGCUUCCAGAAAUAUCUAAAGCCCUUCAUGCAAGGAAAACUAUAG
Messenger RNA from Parnassius mnemosyne (clouded apollo), 2013 nucleotides. The record is from the annotation of a GenBank genome assembly. NCBI's taxonomy places the organism in Eukaryota, Metazoa, Arthropoda, Insecta, Lepidoptera, Papilionidae.